GCUGCGUCCCUAACCUGGUCUUGGAAAACGCGUUUCGUUGGUAGACAAAAUACCGUGCUAUCUUACGAGGAAGAGCGACGGCAGUAAACGUCCGCAAUGGACGAGGUGGUGGAGUUGCAGAACAUGGAAAACGUGUGCAGGCUCUGCCUCUCCACCGACGAACCGAAGUCGUCGGUUUUCGGGGUACAAGACUCUCCGGUACCGUUGGCCACUAAGAUACAAGCCUGCCUGUCGAUUCAGAUUUUAGCCACCGAUAGAUUAUCAACAGACAUAUGUGAAAGGUGUGUUAAAAAUGUGAAUCAGUGGCAUAAUUAUAAAGAAGCUUGUCUUCGUACACAAGAUAAAUUGCAUCAAUGGUUGGAAAAGCAUUUGCAGUCGAUUCCUAUGGUUAUAACUAUCAAGGAUGAACCUGUGGAUCUUGAUUUUUACGAAGAUAACGUUGAAGUUAUUUCAGAAUCCGCCACUGAUUCUGAUUUGGUAGGUACUAUAAUUUGGAGAACAAAAUCUAAGAAAUUAGGACACGUCGCAAGUAAAUUGUAUUUCUUUUUCCAGGAAUCAGCUACUCUCGAAGAAAGUAUAAAUAAUUUAUCAAACAGUGUUCAUGUUGAAGGAGUAAACGACGAAGAAACAAAUUUACCAAAAGUUCAACCAGCACCAACAAAAGAUGUAGACCCGUUAGCAAAAUCUGAGUUGCAAGUAGACUAUGACACAGAUUGUACCAUAGAAAUAGAAUCCGUUACUGGUAGCGAACUGUUGCCAAAUCCUCUUUCCAACAAGGAAGACAGGGUGAUGGAAGCCGAUUCUACGCAAAAGUCUAGCGCCUCGACAUCGGCAAGUAAGAAAAAGAUGAGACGGGGCCCGCACACUCACUUUCGAGGAACACGUGUUUUCAAGCAAAAGUGCGUGCACUGUCAAAUUAAUUUACACUCGAAAUACUCUUACACGAAGCACAUGGAAAGAUUUCAUACAGACAAGCCGAACGGCAACAACGAUACAACGUUAGACGACGAGGAAGAGCUGAUAGAAGAUUUGGAGGAUGAAUUAAUGAGCAUGGAGAAGGAUGCCCCCUUAACGCAAGUACAGCAAAGUAUUAUCAGUCAAUUGAAAACGUUCUCGUGCUAUUCCUGCCAAGAAACCUUCACCGAUCGGAGAAAUACGCUUUCUCACAUUCGUCAACACAUGCCUGAUUUGAGGCCGUACACAUGCAUCGCGUGUUUGACAGAAUUCCCUGACCGAUCAAUGUACAAGUUACAUUGUGGUGCGUCGUUCGAAUGUGCAAUGAAAAUUGCAUUGGUCGUGCCUAACCAUGGCGAGGAGAAGUACUUUACAUGCAACAUGUGUUUGCGAUCUCUGCAGAACAGAAAAGAAUUACUGAAUCACCUGUCGAAGCACUCUGACAGACAAUACGAAGAACUGAUCUCGCCAUCGCGUUCUCCCCCUAAGUUAAAACCAAUGGCACCUCUGCCGCGUCUGAAGCAAGAAGUUUUGAAGAAAUCGCUCGAAACGGGUCCGAUUAUUCCUCGACCCUAUAAAAACGGUGAUCCUGCGCAUAAUCACGUUUGCGAUUUGUGCGGAAUGAUAUAUCGAUACAGGCCUAACAUGCUGAAACACAAAGAUCUGUGUCAACGUCUGUCGCCAGACGUUAGGACGUCCUACAAAUGCGUGCAUUGCGGUAUGACGUAUCUCGUGUUCAAAAAGUUUCAUAAUCACAUCACUCUGGACCAUAAAAAGAAAGAUUUCAUUUGCUCCGAGUGCUGUGCCAAGUUCAGAUCUUCUACCGAUUUCUUGGAGCAUCACGAGUCCCAUCGCGAGGAACGGAACCAGAAGCAAAUGCUCGAGAAGGAGUCCGCGAAACCCAUGCAAAGCAUCACGACGCCGAUCAAGGAUUGGGACACGUUCGAGGCGGAAAUAAACGCGGCCAAGAUAUCCGACAGCAACCAGUACAGCUGUGCUUUGUGCAACUUGGAGUUCGCCACCAGGGCCGAGUUGACGGAGCACAGGAACCUCCAUCUGAAGGUGAAGAUUUACUCGUGCGUGAUCUGUCGCAGCAUGUUCAGCAGCGCGGGUGCUCUGGAGAGCCACAUGAAGGAUCACGGUAUAGAGGAUCCCAACGAGCAGACCGCGAACAGCUCCUGCGUGGAGUACGGAACAAUGGAGGAGGACUCGCGGGACUCCAAGUCGAUGAACGCCAGCGCAACCUCGGAUCCUGGCUCGAACAAGAACGAAUGCAACCUGUGCGGCAAGAUGUUCUCGAACUACGCGAACCUCAAGAGACACAUACGGAACAUUCACAAAUCGGGCAAGUCUCACAUCGGUUGUCCCGAUUGCUCGCGAAUGUUCAACAGCAAGGAGAUCCUCGAACGGCACAUAUUAACCGAGCACAAGUCGGCAAAGAACAUGUGUCCCCAGUGCCCAAAGAGUUUUGUGUUCAAAGGGAAUUUGAACCUUCAUUUCCAGAACGCCCACGGCGAGAGGACUCAAACGAAAGGUGGCCACAAAUGCGACCUCUGCGGAAAGAGUUUCGUGGAAGAAGCCUCUCUCAAGAUACACAGAUCAUGGCACAGUCGAGCAAACUCUCGCUUAAGUUUACGAUUCACGCCGAACGACGACAAGAAAUCAAUGAAACAGACGUUCUUGACCAAACAGGAGCAGGACGUAAAUUCCACCCCCGACAGACCGGCCAGAGCACGGAAAUCUUUCCCAAAUCCGCCGCCCGCGAAACCCCAGGGCAACUUCCAAUGUCAGGUAUGCAACGAUAAAUUCAACGACGUGACCGAAUUGAGGAAACACUUGUGGGACGUGCACUGCGCCCGCACCAAGGCCGAGAAGUCCUUCACGGGAGACGAGCUUCAAUGCGAGCUCUGCACGAACGUUUACCCGGACAGGGAGACGCUGAACAUGCACAUGCAGUGGCACGAAGCCUAUCCGAUUCUCAGCGACAUCAGGAAACCGACUUUCCCCUGCGAGAUCUGCGGAAAGUUGUACAGCUCCAAGAAGGUACUGUGGAGACACAAAAAGCUCCACAAAGCGACCAGCAUCGCCGCCGUCAAGUUGCAUGCGAUGGGCAAGAAAUCGCCAUCGAUCAGCCAGCAACACUUGUGCAACGUCUGCCACAAAGUAUUCAGCAGCAAUCAAUCCCUGCAGCGUCACAAGUUCAACUUGCACGGCGACAUGUUGAACUCGUCGCUGUACAACAACACGCGAAGAUUGUCGCAGGAGGAGUCGAAACCGAAGAAGGUGAAACUGGAGGACGAGGCCCUGCAAAAACCGUUGACCGCCAUGGAGGCUGUGAACACUGGCAAGAAGUCGGUGAUGUGCCACGUCUGUAGAAAGUUCUUCCCGAACAUGAGCGUCCUGUACAAGCACAAGCAGCUGAUGCACAACAAGUCGCGCGUCGUCAAGAACAUCGUCAAAGCGAAUAUAAUGACGACAACGGAGUGCGUACCGUUGGCCGGGACCAACGGCAAGGUCUGCUGCAACGUCUGCUACAAGGAGUUCCCGGGUCUGUCGAAUUUACGACAGCAUUUCACCGUCAAGCACAAGAACACUCCGCCGCAGCACGCUUGCCCGGUCGACGGUUGCAAGCUGAUGUUCCCCACGCUCCUGAGCUUGAAGAACCACGAGCUCUCCCACACCAGCAUGAUCUUCAGCUGCAACCUAUGCGGCAAACAUGUGUUCACCAGAACGGCGAUGACGAAUCAUAUGCUGACGGUGCACAACACCGUCUACGACGCUGAUCAGAACAAGAACUUUCACAAAGAGACGGACCUGACCAGCUACACCGUGAAGGGCGCCAUAGACGCGACCUGUCCUUAUUGCAAGAUCAAAUAUCCCAAUAACAGGGCCAUGAAGAUCCACUACUUCAAGUUUCACGACGGUACCGAUCAAGCGUAGGCCAGCUCGACUUUCCAUGCACAGGAAUAGUCGAAGGAUCAUUUUGAAGCUGAACGAGCAUACUAGGUACUCGCGUCGAGCCGAAUCCGGAAUACCGGUCCUGGAAUCAGCGAGACCUUCCGAAUCAGACGGACGUUGUACUCUUUUCUACCACCGGGUCAUGAGGUCGCGUUCACCUGUGCGACGAUGGACGACUCUAGCACGGGACCGAGACGCCAUCAUGUUCCCUAACGUUGUUUGAUUUCAGUGGUACGUUUUAAUACUUCUGCCAGUCCUACUUCUCUACCUGCCGUGGCAGCCAAGCUGUGUCAUAGUUGGCACAGACGACAGUGGCCCGAUCAACGAAAAAUCUGUACAUAAUCCAUAAUUAUUGUAGAGGAAUCGACGGGAAUGAGGGAUAGAGAGAGAGAUAGAGAGAGAGAAAGAAAGAAAGAGAGAAAGAGAUAGUAUAUAUUUCUUCGUUCGAUGUUUUUACGAGAGUUAUUACGGUUUUUAAGGACACUUAACUUUGUUCGUCGCUCACCCGAUGAUUAUAUCAGUGCUUUUCCGACGGACGUCGAUGACUCGAAAGAUAUAGUUUAUUAGAACGGGCUACCUAGAUUUCUACUUCUGGCCUCUGAUCACUUUUGAUCGACAUUUUCGUAAAUAUGGAUUUUAAUUGCUGAUUACGAUGUUAGAGAAAAUCUUGGUUACCCGUUCAGAACGUAUCUCAUUUGCUGCACUAUGUCGAAUGAACGAUAAUCUUGCGAGAUCACUACUACGAACGAUAGCCACACGGUCAUUCUUCUUCUUUUCCUUCUUCUUGUUAAGCAGCGGUGAAUCGUAAUGGUUGUAAACGGAAAAUCCGCGUGACUUUGUAUAGAGAAAGCGAGGAAUUAGUAUGGCAGUGACAUUGUGACAACCGAUGGAUCGACAUCAUCGACGCUGAGGUUGCACUUCAAUUAACUCGAGCGCUGUUACUGGACACUGGGAUUAGAACACUUUUGUCGUGGAUUUUAUUAUUAAACGCAUACUUGUAUAUGCAAUGUAUAAGCUGUAGCGUUUUGCAUAUAGUGAACAAAUAAAGGGAGGACUAAUAUGUGUAGAUCUUCGAUUUUUCAUGCAUCAUUUGACAUUAUUUUGUGGUCGGAGUAGGAGUGCUGUUUGUGACCUUUCGAAUUACGAUCACAUCCACAUGCUUUCUUCUCACGCUGCUCGAAACAAUUAGGGGAUCGGACCUGAUCAAUUUAUGAGAAUUAACCUGCGGUGGGACGUGCUGCAUCCGUCAACAGAGUCGUAGAUUAAGUCUUGUUGUCGCAAGUUCCUGUUUAAACCUUUACAUAUAUAAAGUAGUCCUAUUUAGAGAUAAGAGCAUCGACGCGGUUUUGAGAAAAUGGUAAAGGGGCGAGCCUUUAGGUUUCUCUAACCUAAAACACAAAGGUAUCUGAUCUUCGCAUGAUUAAUAUCGACUACGGGAUCCUUUUACUCUAUCAUACGAUUUUUACAUUAUUAUGAUCUGGACGAUAGCCAUUUGACGAAUAUUGGCCACGGGAAGACAGAAUUCGUUAAUUCAUUCUUAGGGAGUUGUCUUGCAAACGAACGAAUUCGAGUUCAGUUCCCUGUUUAGGAAUUGUUUCUUUCUCUUCCUAUAGUAAAGUAGAGUGACAACGAUUUGGAGGUCUUCCAAGACGAUUCUUUUUUCGGUCCAACAAUAAGUACCCUCGCUGACG
Messenger RNA from Colletes gigas, 5603 nucleotides. RefSeq names its product zinc finger protein 62 homolog. Gene Ontology annotation, biological process: regulation of transcription by RNA polymerase II. The coding region runs from base 97 to 3894 and encodes 1265 amino acids. The record is from RefSeq and is a predicted model, not a curated record. Lineage: Eukaryota; Metazoa; Arthropoda; Insecta; Hymenoptera; Colletidae. Gene Ontology annotation, molecular function: RNA polymerase II transcription regulatory region sequence-specific DNA binding; DNA-binding transcription factor activity, RNA polymerase II-specific; zinc ion binding. Gene Ontology annotation, cellular component: nucleus. The transcript is spliced from 3 exons.